CAUAGUUACAACCACAGGGCACACCAUCCUCCCAAUCAUGGCAACAGAGGCCGCUUGAGACGAUUUCGCAGAGUUGAGGCGCUGACCAAUUAAUCGAUUCGAGAAGGUGGGGGGAGGAGAAACAGAGCAAAUUUGCAUGGCAGCGGGGCUCCGGAAAUACCAAGGCUUCGAUUUGUCGUGUUAUUCCCAACACAGCAAAUCCGAGAGAGCAAAUUAUGAAUUAUGAUGAACCAACACGACACAUGCCGCUUCGGCGCGCUCGUCGAGUGGGCAGAGCAGCACGGAGCCCGGCUGCAUCCGUCGGUCGAGAUCUACCUCGACCCCGUCAGCAAAUACUCGCUCCGCGUCAGCCCGUCGGCGACCGAGGGCCUGCAACCGGGUUUCGCCGCAGUCAGCUGUCCGGCCCGAAUCACGCUGUCGUAUCUGAACGCCCUUGUCGACGGGCUCCUGGACCCCUCGGCUCUGUCGGAUCGGUCGGCUCAGUCGGCUCGGCUGGACCAAGAGACCUCCUCGACCGGCGCGUUCCCUCCCCGCUUCACCCGGUCCGUCCCGCCCCACGUUCUCGGCCGCUUCUUCCUGGUCAAGGAGUACCUCAAGGGGAAGGAUUCCUUCUGGUGGCCCUACAUCGCCACCCUCCCACCUCCCGAGCAGGUCGCCGUCUGGGCCCUGCCGCCCUUCUGGCCCGACCAUGACAUCGCCUACCUGGAGGGCACCAACGCCCACGUGGCCAUCCAGGAGAUCCAGGAGAACGUCAAGCGCGAGUUCAAGCAGGCGCGCAAGCUGCUGAAGGAGGAAGACUUCCCCGACCUGCCAGCAUACACCCAGCUGUUGUACAAAUGGGCCUUUUGCAUCUUCACCAGCCGCAGCUUCCGCCCCUCCCUCGUCCUCUCCGACGCCACCAAACGGCGCCUUUCCGCCCUCCUCCCGCAGGGCGUCCAGCUCGACGACUUCUCCGUCCUGCAGCCCCUGCUCGACAUCGCCAACCACUCCCCGACCGCCCGCUACACCUGGGACACCACCAGCGUCCCGGACACCUGCCGGCUCAUCUGCCACGACCCUUACCAGCCCGGCACCCAGGUCUACAAUAACUACGGCCUCAAGACCAACAGCGAGCUGCUCCUCGCCUACGGCUUCAUCCUGCCCGAGACGCCUUCCCUGCACAACGACUACGUGCACGUCCGCAAGCGGGCCCGGCAGCAGCCCCAGCCCCAGCCCCAGCACCAGCAGGAACAGCCCCCACCGCAGAGCUUCCUGAUCUCGCUCCGGCCCAUGGCGCACCCCAGCUCGCUCGCC
Molecule: messenger RNA, 1293 nt
Organism: Thermothelomyces thermophilus ATCC 42464
Lineage: Eukaryota; Fungi; Ascomycota; Sordariomycetes; Sordariales; Chaetomiaceae
Exons: 2
Biological process (GO): peptidyl-lysine monomethylation
Cellular component (GO): nucleus
Molecular function (GO): protein-lysine N-methyltransferase activity
Source: RefSeq, a predicted model, not a curated record